AUAUAGACUACGGCAUGAUAGUUGAGCGUGGAAGUAUGUUUAAAGAAGGUGUCAUUUCUUCAUCAAGAUAUGUAGUAUCUAGAUCAAUAACUUGUUCCCCAGAAGUAUGUUCUAAUGGUUCUAUAUCGAGAACCUAG
Scutellospora calospora is the source of this 137-nucleotide messenger RNA. NCBI's taxonomy places the organism in Eukaryota, Fungi, Glomeromycota, Glomeromycetes, Diversisporales, Gigasporaceae. The record is from the annotation of a GenBank genome assembly.